AUGCCUCUCUUCCUCUCUGAAGAGGAGCUGCAGGCGUUGGAGGGCGAUGUCAGGGCCGUUGCGCGAAAGGCGGAGGAGCAAAUAGGCUCGCUCCUCCGUCAGCUAGAGACGCACAAAGCGCAGGCGGAUGCAGCGGAAAUCAACGCGGAGCAGACGUGUUCGCUGAUCGAGCAGAAGUACCUCGCGGUCACGGACGAAAACGCGCAGCUCGAACGCGAAAAGGGGUUUCUUACCGCGGAUCUCAAUCAGAAAGCCGCCGAGCUUGCGGAAAUUAAGGCGCAGGUCCAUCGCCUGCAGCUGGAAGCGAUUCAGGGGGAUGGCGAGCGGGAGCGGGUGAAAGCGGAGCUGGCGGAGGCGCAGACGAGCCGGCGGGACCUGGUGGACGUGAUCGAGCGGAAGAACCUCGAGAUUGACGAGAAGAACGCGUCGCUCAAAUCGUACCUCGACAAGAUCGUCUCCCUGACUGAUUCGCGGACGGAGCUGGAGGGUCGGCUGAGGACGGCUGAGGCAGAGGCGUCCCGCUACAAGGCCGCCGUGAACCGCCAUGUGCAGGAGAAGGAGAUACUGGAGGAGCACCUGGCGUGGCUGCGCGAGGACGUGGCGGGGAAGGCGGGCGCGCUGCAGGAGGAGAGGCGCGCGCGCGCGGAGGGGGAGGCGGAGCUGCGCAGCCAGCUGCUGGGCGCGGAGCAUGAGCGCGACGACCUGCGCGCUGCUGAGAGCCGCGCCCAGGCGCGCGUGGCGGAGCUGCAGGGGAUUGUCGCUCAGCUGCAACAGCUGCUGAGGCGCGCGCGCGCGGAGGGGGAGGGGGAGCUGCGGAGCAAGCUGCUGGGCGCGGAGCAUGAGCGCGACGACCUGCGCGCUGCUGAGGCGCGCGCCCAGGCGCGCAUGGCGGAGCUGCAGGGGAUGGUCGCGCAGCUGCAACAGGAGGUGAAGAAGCGAGCAGAGGAGGAGGCGUUGCAUGAGAGCCAGCUGGCGGCUGAACUGGAGACUGCGAAGAAGCUGGUGGAACUGUAUAAGGAGAGUGCAGCGGAGGCAGGUGAACGGACGGCAGACCUGAAGGGCGUUGUCAAGUCUCUCGAGGAUCAUCUGAAGCAGGUGGAGGAGGAGGGCGACAGGCGUGUCAAGGCAGCAGAGGAGGCGGCAGGGAAGCAGCAGCAGGAGCUGCAGAGGCGGUGUGAGGAGCUGCAGAAGAGCCUUGACGAGGCCAACAAGAAGGCUGCUGCUGCCACUGAGGCAGCCGCUGCAGCAGCAGCUGCUGGCGCUGGUGGCUUGGACCUUGUGCCUGCUGCCCUCCCUGCCGCUGCUGGCCCCAUCCAGCCCUUGGACAGGCAGCUGGCGGCCGUGUUGCAUGGGGGGCGCAGUGUGCCCCCAGCCCUGCCGCAGGGCGUCACAGGAGUGGCUCUCGCCUCAUAUCUUGUUAAAGAUGGCUGGACGCUGGCAACGAUGUACGAGAAGUAUGAGGAGGCAGCAGAUGCGUGGCGCCAUGAGAGGCAACAGCGACGGCAGGCAGAGACUCUUCUUAACAGGGUGUUGAGGGAGAUAGAGCAGAAGGCGAGCCUGGUGCUGGAGGAGCGAGAGCAGCAUGCGCGCAUGGCCCGUGCAUACGAUGUCAUGCAGGACAAGCUGGCUCUGGCGGCGGACCAGCAGGCCGCUGUGGAGGCAUCAUUGGCUGAGUGCAGGGCGGAGCUGCGGGCGAGGGAGAGGGACGUGAGCCUGCUUUCCACUGAUGUGGCAGACCUGCAGAGCCAGGUGACAGUACUCCUCAAGGAGCUAAGGGAUGUGAGCAUGCAGCGUGCUAAUAACGAAGCCACUGCUCCGCCCACCCCUCCGCGACCCUCCUCGUCAGACUUCGUCUCGGUUGAGCAGCUGACAAUCACGGACAUCGGGGGGUUGGUGCAGGCCAACACAUCUCUCCGCCACGCCCUGAGGAAGCUGCAGGACGACUACAGCUCCCUGGAGCCUCGGGUGAAGGCUCGGUUUGAGGAGGAGUUGGAGAGGCGGGCAGCAGCGAACGCCAAGGAGGUGGAGCGGGUGGUGGGCAUGUACAAGGAGCAGGAGGAGCUCGCGCAGCGGCACAAGGCUGCUGUGAAAGUCCAUCCAGUGAACGCCAAGGAGGUGGAGCGGGUGGUGGGCAUGUACAAGGAGCAGGAGGAGCUCGCGCAGCGGCACAAGGCUGCUGUGAAAGUCCAUCCAUUGAACGCCAAGGAGGUGGAGCGGGUGGUGGGCAUGUACAAGGAGCAGGAGGAGCUCGCGCAGCGGCACAAGGCUGCUGUGAAAGUCCAUCCAGUGAACGCCAAGGAGGUGGAGCGGGUGGUGGGCAUGUACAAGGAGCAGGAGGAGCUCGCGCAGCGGCACAAGGCUGCUGUGAAAGUCCAUCCAGUGAACGCCAAGGAGGUGGAGCGGGUGGUGGGCAUGUACAAGGAGCAGGAGGAGCUCGCGCAGCGGCACAAGGCUGCUGUGAAAGUCCAUCCAGUGAACGCCAAGGAGGUGGAGCGGGUGGUGGGCAUGUACAAGGAGCAGGAGGAGCUCGCGCAGCGGCACAAGGCUGCUGUGAAAGUCCAUCCAGUGAACGCCAAGGAGGUGGAGCGGGUGGUGGGCAUGUACAAGGAGCAGGAGGAGCUCGCGCAGCGGCACAAGGCUGCUGUGAAAGUCCAUCCAGUGAACGCCAAGGAGGUGGAGCGGGUGGUGGGCAUGUACAAGGAGCAGGAGGAGCUGGCACAGCGACACAAGGCUGUUGUGAGUGCUUCCCAUUUUCACCUCUCUCCGUUUCGUUCCCAUGUUGUUUGCCCGUCCCUCCCCCUGUUUCUCCCCUUCCCACCCCACUUUCUUCGCCCCUUCCCUUCCCACCUCUCACCCCACCAGCACGACAUGUUCAAGAUGCUGUACGACGAGCAGCAGCAACGCAUGCGGGCUAUCGCAUCGGGCACUGCUGCUGCCUCCCCCCAUGCAGCUGGUUCUCCAGCAGCCAAGGGAGUGGCUGCCGUGCCCAUGCUGUCCUCCCCUCCACCUGAUGGUCCAGACUACAAGACUCUCUACACUGCAACGCAGGAGGAGCUGGAGAGGCUUCGGCAGGAUCGCAAGCAACACAUGGAUGAAUUGCAGGAGGCGCUGGAUGCUGCCAGGAAGGUGGCGAGUGAGUCACGAAUGGAGCGCAUGCGAGCGGAGGCAGAGGCGCAGUUCGCCAAGCAGCAGGCAGAGGCGCUUGAGAAGACACUCGAAGAGGAGCGCAAGGUGAAGGAUGCAGCAGUGGCGCGCAGCAGUGAGUUUGCGGCGUCAGUGACGGCCCACCAGAGGCAGUUGCGGGAUGCCGAGAGGCUGCUGGCUGCUGCCGAGGACAAGGCAACCCGUGCAACCAUUGAGGCAUCAGUGUUAGAGCGUGAGAAAGCCCUGCUGGCCGCAGCGGAAGAGAGGGCGACAGCGGAGGCGGGGAGUGCAUUGGAGAGGAUGCACCGCGUGCAGGCGGCUCACGACUCACUGGAGAGCACCCAGGCUGCCCGCGAGGCCACGUGGGCUGCUGAGAGGAAGCGGCUCGAAGACUCCAUUGACCGCAUGCAGCGCGAGUGGGCGGAAGCUAGUAGGGCUCUGGAAGCAGAGAGGGACCACUCUCGCCACCUGGUCGAAGCCAGGGACAGGGCAGCAGCGGAUGCAGAGGCAAAGCUGAGUGCAGCGUGGAAGGACGUGGAGCAGCUUAAAGCCCAGCUCAGCGCUGCUGUCACCAAGGCCAAGACUGCAGAGGCGCGGUGUGAGGAGCUGCAGGCGGGUGUGAAGCGGUUGGAAGCGGUGGCGGCUGCUGCUGUUGCUGGCGGUGCAGGGGGAGGUGUGGGAGGGAGGAGUCUGAGAUCGGCGUCGGAGGGUGAGGGUGUGGAGGAGGAGGACGUGGAGGAGCGGCUACACAAGGCAGAAGAGGAGGUGCAGAGGCUAAAGGAGGAGCUGGAGGCGUCUCAAGGGUACCUGGCUCAGUACAAGGCAAUUGGAAAGGCCAAUGAGGAGGCACUGGAGCGGAUGAUGCAGCAGCACAGCGCGUUCAAGGAGGAGGCUGAGAAGGAGAGAGCUGCAGCAGUGGCAGCAGUGGAGGAGCUGAGGGGGAGGGUGAAAGAGGCAGAGAAGCGGGCUGCUGAUGCUGCGGCAGCUGCUACAGGGCUGACGGAGGAGCAUGAGAGGGCGUUUGCUGAUGUCAGCCGGAAGCUGGAGGCUGCUGCUGUGGAGAGAGACGCAUUCAGGGCGCGGGUGGAGGAGAUAGAGUGGAGAGUGGAGUCAGAGGCAAAGGAGGCGUCGGAAAUGAGGCAGAAGUGGAGGGAGGCGCAGACCAAUUAUGAACGACAGGUGGUGCUGCAAGCAGACACCAUCCGCCAGCUGGACGGCGUGAGUCAGACACUCAACGCGGCCCAGGCGGGGCAGCGCGAGUGGCGCAGCAAGGCAGAAAAGGCCGAAGCAGAGCUCACCUCCCUGCGGGCCGAGUGGGAGACGGUCAAGGGGGGCCUGGAGGCAGCACGGGCUGCUGCAGAGGGGAAAGCAAGGGAGGUUGAGGCUCAGAACGUGAUUCUGCUGGAUCGGCUUGAGGCGCUGCGUGUGGGGACGCCGGGGAAGGCGGGUGGGGUUGCUUCGCCUGGUGUGGGGAGGAGGAGAGUGGGUGCCUCCCCGUCGCCGGAGCUACAGGAGGUGGUGCGGUUCCUGCGACGCUCCAAGGAAGCUUCUGAGAUGGAGCUUGCUCUGCUGAAGCAGGAGCGGCUGCGGCUGACAAAACAGGUGGAAGCAGCAGAGAGAGAAGCACAGGAAGCACAGCAGCAGCUGAGAGAAGAGCGCGCGCGGGGGGCGGCCUCUGCGCAGUCAGAGGGGGAAUUCGCGGCACUGAAAGCGCAGGUGGCGCAGGUGAAUUUACUCAGAGAGAGCAACGCGAUGCUGAGGGAUGAGAGCCAGAGGAACUUUGCGGAUGCGGCGGAGUGGCGGGAGAAGGCGCGGCAGGCUCUGCAGCAGGUGGGGCCGCUGCAGGCUGCGGUGCAGAAGAGGGAGGCGGAGGUGGCUGCGGGGAAGAGGGAGGUGGAGAGUGCGAGGGAGGAGGCGGGGCGGUGGCAGCGGCGCGUGCAGCAGCUGCUGGAGAAGUACAAGGCGAUCGAUGUGGAGGAAUAUCAGAGGUUACAGGACCAGCUUCAAGUGAAAGAGAAGCAAGCAGAGAAACUGGAGCAGGAGCUCUCGGAGGCGAGGGGUGCGCUGGCAGCAGCAAAGGCGGCAGCAGAGGCUGCGGAAAAGGACAAGGAGGCCGAGAAGAAGCGGGCGGCUGCUGAGCUGGCGGGGCUGGAGGCGCAGCGGGCGGCACUGGCGGCAGAGAAGGAGAAACUGGAGAAGGAGCGGACGGCAGGAGGGGAGGAGCUGAAGAAACAAUUAGAGGCGGCGAAAGAGAAUGAGGCAAAGCACAAGACAGAGUUUGCCAAGCUCAGAAACACAGCCAUCAAAUUCAAGCGCAACGGCGAGCAGCUGAGCAAGGAGAAAGAGGAGCUGCGGCAGGCCAAGGAGCAGCAGAGCAAGGAGGCAGAGGCAGCCAAAGCCAAAGCCGCAGAGCUCGAGAAACGCGUUGCCGACCUCGAGAAGAAGCUCCAGACGACCUCUGAAACGUCUCAGAAGCGAGUCGCUGACCUGGAGAAGAGGCUUCAGGAGCAGACGGCAGCAGCGGGUGCAGCGGAGGGGAAGAGUGCCGCGGAGGCAGCUUCUGGGAAGCAGCAGGCGGCGGUGGCCGAGGGGAUUCUGAACUCCCGUAUUCAGUUGCUGCAGAGGCAGCUGGCAGCAGAGAAGGAGAGGCGCGCCAAGAACCUCAAGAGCAUCGUCGACUCGUUUCAGCGUGCCAAGGAGAGCUACGAGACUAUCUCUGUGCGAGUGGUGGCGGUGGAAGACUGGAUCAAGCAGCAACAGAGCAAAGAGGGGGCCUUUGAAGAGCCGGCAGUGGUAUCCGAGCUGAGAGCUGCAUCGCAGGAAUAUGACACUGUCUUUGGAGCCAUGCAGAAAACAGCAGAGGCUGGCGUGUCUGCCGAACCUGCGGACGAGGUUCAGGCCGCACCUGCUGCAGGUGGGAUGGAGGUUGAGGGUGGGGAGAAGGGAGGCGCAGGGGCGAGUGAAGCGGUGCAAACCGGUCAAGUGGGGUUGGUGGCCGAGGCAGCGGCAGCAGGAGGAGUGGCCGCCCGACCCCGGAGGUCCACGGCAGGGCUGAGAGGCAGGGCGGCCGCCAUGGCGGCAGCAACGGCGGGGCGAGGGGGAGGGCGUGGGGAGGCGGGAGAGGCGGGCGGUGCAGGGGAAGGGGAGGCGGCUCAGCGCGCUGCUGCCAGGCAGGCUCGAUUUGGGGCCGCUACUUCCCCCCGCCGCGGCCGAGGCGCAAGGGGCCGGGGCACACGAGUGAUCAGUCUCGUGCAGACAGGUGGACGGGGAACGGGCAGCCCACGCGGGCGCGGGCGAGGCAGGGGGCUGCAGGUGGGUCACAAUCUGCUCCACCAGAUGGUGCUGGAGGAGGUGCUGUGUGAGGAGCCCAUGUUGGCUCAAGUUUUUUUGUUGGGGAUUGGCAUUUGGUGCUACUGCUCCCAUCCCUCCUUCCCCCCAUGCCAUCGCAGGUCCCUAGUCUUCUUGAGAGCCCACCGCCCCCACCUGGAGAAGUACUGGCGGGCGCUGCCGCUGGCAGUGCUGGGGGGGGUGAAUCCUACAGAGUGCAGCAUCCUGGAACCUUCCCGCGAUCGUGUGUACCUGGUGAUGUGCUGGCUGCACCGGGCGCUCGUGGCUCGCCGCAUGGCGGGAGGGAUUUCACAAGAUGCUCCUAUUGUUUCCAGAAUAUACCAAGUGUUGUCAGACGGCAUGCUGGGGUACGAGAACGCGCUCAAGAUAGUGAACACGCCCUUCCCCUUCCCCUUCGCACAGUGCGUAGCUCUCCUCCUCCACAUCAACGCCCUCAUCAUCCCGCUCCUCAUGGCCGACUGGCUAGCAGACCCCUACCUCGCAUCUGCAAUCACAUUCCUUUCAGUCUUCUCCUUCUAUCUUCUCAACGAAGUGGCGAGAGAAAUUGAAGAGCCUUUCCGGUUCGACCCGAACGAUCUUCCUGUGGUGUACCUGCAUCAUAAGUUCAACGAGCGGCUUGUCACUGCGUUUUCAAGAAGCGUUUUCCCUGCGGAAGGGCUGUUUACUCACAUUGACGAGAAGGAAAUGGCGUGGCUUUUAGCUAAGCACCGGCCGGUGACUGUGUUGAAGGGAGCGGAUGAGAAGGUGGGUGUCAAGGAUUGUGUCAUCGAUGUGCAGUGCGGUGACAAGCCUGGAGAGAAGGUUCGGACCGAGGCUGGCUCAGAAGCGGUGCUUCUUGCCCUGCCUAGUGCCAUUCUCGCGGGACUACUCUCCGCGUUCAUAUUCGUCGAUAGAACCGAGCACCUAUUUCUCCACCCAUACCCCUAUGCCGUAUUCAGCGGCGUCGUCGCUUUCAUCCUCAUCUUCCGCACCAACCUCAGCUACGCGAGAUACUGGGAGGGGAGAACAAUGAUCGCGCAAAUGAGUUCAAAAUGGGGAGACGCUGCGAUCCAGGUGAUCUCGUUCGACGAGGGAGCUGAGGAGUCGGUGCCAGGGGGGAUUCGGUUCCGCUCCGAGUUUGUGCACACCAUGAGCCUCAUGCACGCGCUUGCAAUGCAGAGACUAAGAGGAGAUUCCUACCUGAGCAACCUAACUUAUGGUCGAUUCAUGGACAUCCCACCAGAGCCACCAGUGGACGCGGAUGAGGUGGAGGAGUGGAACCGAGUGCGCGGAAACAAGUCUUUGCAUCCUGGAACCUUCCCGCGACCGCGUGUACCUGGUGUUGUGCUGGCUGCACCGGGCGCUCGUGGCUCGCCGCAUGGCGGGGGGGAUCUCUCAAGAUGCUCCUAUUGUUUCGAGAAUAUACCAAACGGCAUGCUGGGAUAUGAAAAUGCCCUCAAGAUAGUGAACACGCCCUUCCCCUUCCCCUUCGCACAGUGCGUUGCUCUCCUCCUGCACAUCAACGCGCUUGUCAUUCCUCUCCUCAUGGCUGACUGGCUAGCAGACCCCUUCCUAGCCUCGGCUAUCACCCUCCUCUCCGUCUUCUCCUUCUAUAUUCUCAACGAGGUCGCGCGGGAAAUUGAGGAGCCGUUUCGCUUUGAUCCAAAUGAUCUUCCGGUGGUGUAUUUGCAUCAUAAGUUUAAUGAGCGGCUGGUUACGGCGCUUACGAGAAGUGUUUUUCCUGUGGACGGGUUGUUUACGCAUAUUGAUGAGAAGGAAAUGGAGUGGCUUUUAGCUAAGCACCGGCCGCUGACCGUGAAGAAAGGAGUGGAAGAGAAGGUGGGAGAAACUGCCAAGGACUUUGUUGUCGAUGUGAUGUGCGGUGACGAGGCUGAAGAGGAGGUUCGGGCCGAGGCUGACGUGGAGGCGACGCUACUCGCCCUCCCUAGCGCAAUCCUCGCCGGACUUCUCUCCGCGUUCAUAUUCGUCGACAGAACCCAGCACCUCUUUCUUCACCCAUACCCCUAUGCCGUGUUUAGCAGCGCCGUCGCGUUCGUCCUAAUUUUUCGCACCAAUCUCAGCUAUGCGAGAUACUGGGAGGGGCGAACCAUGCUCGCACAAAUGAGUUCGAAAUGGGGAGACGCUGCAAUCCAGGUGAGCAAAUCGUUGUUGUAUGUGCCACGUUCAACGCAAAUUCAGGUCAUAUCCUUCGACGAGGGGGGCAACGAGGAGGAGCCUGUGGAGCCGGGUGGGGUUCGGUUUCGCUCCGAGUUUGUGCACACCAUGAGCCUCAUGCACGCGCUCGCGCUACAGAGAUUACGAGGAGACUCGCACCUCACCAACUUGACUUAUGGUCGAUUUAUGGACAUUCCUCCAGAGCCGCCAGUGGAUGCGGGUCAGGUGGAGACGUGGAUGCGAGUGCGCGGGAACAAGUCCAUUGUCUUUCUCCGCGCCAACCGCCCCCAUUUAGAAAAGUACUGGCGUGCGCUGCCUCUGGCAGUGCUGGGGGGAGUGAACCCCACAGAGUGUAGCAUCCUGGAACCUUCCCACGACCGUGUGUACCUGGUGAUGUGCUGGCUGCACCGGGCGCUCGUGGCUCGCCGCAUGGCGGGGGGGAUCUCCCAAGACGCCCCGAUUGUGUCCCGAAUAUACCAAGUGCUGUCAGAUGGCAUGCUGGGGUACGAGAACGCACUCAAGAUAGUGAACACGCCCUUCCCCUUCCCCUUCGCACAGUGCGUCGCUCUCCUCCUGCACAUCAACGCCCUCGUCAUCCCGCUCCUCAUGGCCGACUGGCUGGCCAGUCCAUACCUUGCAUCAGCAAUCACUUUGCUCUCCGUCUUCUCCUUCUAUCUCCUAAAUGAAGUGGCUAGGGAGAUUGAGGAGCCGUUUCAGUUUGACCCGAACGACCUCCCGAUGGUUUACUUGCAUCACAAGUUCAACGAGUGGCUUGUGACGGCGUUUACUAGAAGCGCUUUUCCCGCUGACGGGCUGUAUACGCAGAUUGAUGACAGGGAGAUGGAGUGGCUUUUAGCUAAGCAUCGGCCGUUGACAGUGACGGCAGGAGUGGAGCGGGAGGAGGUAGUGGUAGCUGCCACAGGGUGUGCUAUUAAUGUGCGGUGCGGUGACGAACCUCCUGGGAAGGUCCGGGCAGAGGCUGGCUUGGGGGAUGGGUGCUGUGAGAAGGUUGGAGCAGCUGCUGGUGCCGCUGCAGGUGAGAGGCCGAGGGAGUGGCAGGAGUGA
Molecule: messenger RNA, 9711 nt
Organism: Closterium sp. Yama58-4
Lineage: Eukaryota; Viridiplantae; Streptophyta; Zygnematophyceae; Desmidiales; Closteriaceae
Source: the annotation of a GenBank genome assembly